AUGCCACGCACAUAUAUAAAAAAAGAUGUGCGAUACAAUUACAGUUCAGAUGAUUUUAAAUUGGCACUUGAAAUGGUGGCAUCUGGUACUUCAAUACGUGAAGCAGCAAGCAGAAAACAUGUUCCAUACACAACACUUAAUUCACACUAUAAUAAUCUUGUUAAAUAUGAUACUAUCGGUCGUCCAACAAAAUUCAACAAGGACGAGGAGGACUGCCUUGAACAAGCUACACUCGUUCUUCAGAAAUGGGGGAUACCUGUAACAAUUGAAGAAUUUAUUAACCUUGCCAAAGAAUAUGCCACAUUUCUGAAUAAGAGCAACUUGUUUCCGAAUGGAAGACCAACUUCGGAUUGGUUAUAUUCGUUUCUUAAUCGUCAUCAUAAUUUAAUUAUGAAAAAAUCGUAUCCAUUGGAAAAAAAGCGAGCUGCUUUAACGAUUAGUCAAAUCGAUGAUUGGUUUGAAUUAUUGAAUAAUAUAAUUCAAGAAAACAAUUUACAAGAUCGUCCAGCACAGAUUUUCAAUUCAGACGAGUCUGGAAUGUCGGACAAUAUUGGCUAUUCUAAAGUAAUAGUCCAUCGUCAAACGUCCAAUGCCUAUCGUAUUCAAGGUGGUAGUGGUAAAUCUUAUGUCAGCGUUAUGUUUUGUGCGUCGGCCACCGGAUUUCUUCUGCCUCCUUUUGUUAUAUACAAGGCAAAGAGGUUAUUUACAGAUUGGUGUAUUGGAGGUCCACCUAAUACGGUGUUUGAAACUUCGAAGAAUGGUUGGAUGGAAACGACAUUAUUCCGUAAAUGGUUUGAACAUUGGUUUUUGGAACAAACGAAACAUUUGCCUCGACCACUACUUUUAAUAAUAGAUGGUCAUGGAAGUCAUUUCGAUGUUGAAACACUGAAAUUAGCUGUUGAACAUCAAGUGUAA
Molecule: messenger RNA, 915 nt
Organism: Adineta steineri
Lineage: Eukaryota; Metazoa; Rotifera; Eurotatoria; Adinetida; Adinetidae
Source: the annotation of a GenBank genome assembly